This is a messenger RNA of Cercospora beticola, 1173 nucleotides long. RefSeq lists its product as uncharacterized. Lineage: Eukaryota; Fungi; Ascomycota; Dothideomycetes; Mycosphaerellales; Mycosphaerellaceae. The record is from RefSeq and is a predicted model, not a curated record.
CUGUGCUGAGAAAUGGCAUGUCACUAACGUCAAAGCCAUCGAGCUCCGGCAAAGCUCCACGUAGCUGAGAGGGACUUUUUGCAUGAGGUCAAUCUACAGGCUGGUCGUGCUUCUUCUCCUCGCCUUCAUGUUCCGCUCUCCCCUCUACCGCCUGCAGCAGACCGCGAACCAUCUCAUUCGAUCCGCAUCUCCUGCUGUGAGCACAUUCACCACUAGACCAUUCUCCGCCACUACAUUGCGCAAGCAAAACGACGACGCCAUGUCCGAUCGACCCAACGGCACUAUCGCCAAGAGCGGCCUCGAGCUGUUGACCUUUGGUACUCCAAAUGGCCACAAGGCGAGCAUCAUCUUGGAGGAGUUGAAAGAGGCGUAUGGCAAGCCGGACUACGUCUUUCAGAGCAUCCACAUUGGCCAGAACAUCCAGAAAGAGCCGUGGUUUACAGAGUAUGGUCCGAACGGGCGCAUUCCCGUGCUCAUCGACCACGACAAUGGUGAUCUGGGCAUCAUGGAGGGUGCUGCCAUUCUCACAUACGUGACCCGUAACUUUGAUCCCGACCACAAGCUGUCCUUCACCAAAGAUCCCGAGCUCUCGCAAUGUGAGCAGUGGGUGGCUUGGCAGCAUGGUGGCUUGGGUCCCAUGCAAGGACAGGCGAAUCACUUCUACCGCCUUGCCAAGGAACGCAUUCCAUACCCGACUCAGCGCUACGUUGGCGAGACAGAGCGCCUCUACGGAGUCCUCGAUAUCCGUCUCAAGGGCCGCGAGUACCUGGUUGGCGACAAGUAUUCCAUUGCCGACAUCGCCAACUUCAGCUGGGUCAACGUCGCCUAUAUUGCUGGUGUCAACCUUGAGAACUUUCCCAACCUGUACAAGUGGUGGGAGAGGAUCAAUGCUCGACCUGCGGUCAAGCGCGGCGUGGCCAUUCCUGAGGAGUCCAGCCUCACGAAUGAAGCAUAUAAGAGGCGUCUGAAGGAGGAAGAUGGGUUUAAAGAGAAGGAGGAUGAGCUCAGAAACCUGCUCAAGAAGGCGCAGGAGCAGUAUGAAUACAAGUUCUCAUCUCCUUGAGCUGAAUCAGCAUAAUAUAUCGACAGGACAUGCAAACAUACACUCAUGAGCCAGGUGCUUCUACACCACUAAUCUCCGCCAACUGAGCAAACAAUUUCUCCUGUGCUUCC